AUGGCUAAUCAUUUAGUACAAGCCGUGUUAUCAUUAGGGUUCUCGAUUGUUGUUAUUCUUUGUAUCGUGGCUUUGGUGGCUAGAAAUGGAUAUUUAGAGGAUGAUGAGCUGAUAAACACCAAGGCAGUCUGCAUCAUCUGUAAACCAACAGAGUACAAAGACGCAUGCAAAAAGGCAUUAAGCGAGGUGUCCAAGAACUCGUCGUCCACCAAGAAGGAUUACAUAUUUGCUAGCUUCCAUAGCAUCCAAAAGGGCCUUGAUAAGGCUUCUGAGUAUGCCAAGUCUGGUGGCUCGGAACUUAAGAACUGUGCGAAACUGUUAGGCGACGCCUCAGAAGCAUUGGAUCAGGUUCUUAAUGUGGCAACGAAGAGCAAAAUAGCGACUUUGGGAGAGCAGGCCGACCCGAUGCUUGUGUGGCUCACAGCUAUCCGUGCAUACCAAACCACAUGUGUCGAAGAGAUCAACGACGAAAAUCUCAGAAAGGAAAUGAAACAGGAAUUAGACGAUGCCAACAAACACACCUUUAAUACCCAAAAGAUCGUCUACUAUAUCUCUGAUAUCCUCAUGGAGUUUGGGGUUGACAUGGGUAAUUUCCAUUACGCAGGACACCGCAGGCUUCUUGAUCUUGAUGAGGAUGAUGAGGGUCCCGUUCGGUUUUCUGCUGCUGACCGUACCCUUCUCGGUGGUGGUUGCGACGACGAGGACGAGGAUGAUGAAGACGAAGACAAAGACAAAGACCAUGGGAUGUUUAAAAAAUACACAAGCCAAGACUACUUCAAAACUCCCGAACCUGAAAAACUUAAAAAGCUUAAAAAGGGAUCAACCAUGACACCCGAUGUGGUGGUGGCUCAAGAUGGCAGCGGUGAUUUCAAGACCAUCAAACAGGCCCUUGAUGGGUAUCCUUCAAAUCACAAAGGAAGAUAUUUCAUAUAUGUCAAGGCCGGUACUUACAAGGAGGGUCAGAUCACCGUGAAAAAGAACCAAUGCAAUGUUUAUAUGUAUGGUGAUGGUCGUGACAAGACCAUCAUCACCGGUGACAAGAGCCAAGAAAAAGGAAAGGUCGGGGCCACCCAGACCGCAACUUUUGUUGCUGAAGGCGAACGGUUCAUGGCAAGAGGUAUAGGAUUUAGAAACACGGCCGGUCCAGAUGGGAACCAAGCGGUGGCAUUCCGAUCCCAAGCCCCCAAUACUAUCAUGGUGGAUUGUAGCUUUGAAGGUUACCAAAACACUAUAUACUAUCAUGCCCAUGACCAGUUCUACAAGAAUUGCUCCAUCUAUGGAACUGUGGACUUUAUCACUGGAAGCGGGAGGGCUUUCUUCCAAGAUUGUGAGAUCUAUAUUAGGAAACCAGAAAAUGGCCAAAGCUGUUACAUUACAGCAGACGGAAAAAUGAAACAUGUAGAAGCUGCAGGUGUAGUGCUUCAGAAGUGUAAGAUCAAAGCAGACAAAGAACUAGAUUCGGCCAAGGGAGAAACCAAGAGCUACCUCGGUCGUCCAUGGAAGCCAGAUGCUACAGCGGUGGUGAUGCAAUGCAACAUAGGUGAUCUCAUUCAACCACAAGGAUGGAGCACAUGGCUUGAAACAAAGAAUCACAAGACGUGCAUGUUCAGAGAGUUUUACAACAAGGGACCUGGCUCUGACACCGAUGAUAGGGUCAAAUGGAAAGGAUUUAAGGUCAUCAAAGAUAAGAAAUAUGCCGGCUAUUUUACCCCUGACGCCUUUAUGGAUGCGAAAUCUUGGCUAAAAAGGUAUAAGGAUAUCUUUGCAAUAUUAGGUGUUACAAAUCUGCACGUUCUCUUAUUGGAUACGCAUAACGUCCCAAUAAGUGGUUAUUCAUUAUCAACCUGUGAAAGCCGAAAGGGUUUGUUCCUGUGCAAGGCAAUAGAGACGACACCUUUAGCGGCGACAUGUCGUUGCUAUUGGUGUCGAUCCGUUGACCCACAUUGGACGAAAUCUUGGCCCUACGAUUCUCAUGCGAUCCAACAGUCGAUAAUCUCCGGAAAAGGCGCGUUGAGUUCCCUCCAGAUUAUCGCCGCUAAUAGCCUCCAUGUCGUCGCUAUUAGCAUCGCCGCUAAAGGCAGCGACACCUUUAGGGACGAUAUUCACCGAUUGCGACAACAACUGAUUCCGGGAAGAGAAGCCAGAAAAACUCCGACCGGUGUCCGGAAAGUUAAUAUAGACGACAACAAUAGCGACGACAGUGACCAUUUAGUGACAACGCGUAUUAGAGACGACGUUAUUUGCGGCGACAAAAAAGUAUUAACUACGAGGUACUGGCGACGACGUGUUGUCGCUAAAGGUAUUAGCGACUAG
Messenger RNA from Lactuca sativa (garden lettuce), 2313 nucleotides. Its product is annotated as putative pectinesterase/pectinesterase inhibitor 23. Gene Ontology annotation, biological process: cell wall modification. Lineage: Eukaryota; Viridiplantae; Streptophyta; Magnoliopsida; Asterales; Asteraceae. The record is from RefSeq and is a predicted model, not a curated record. Gene Ontology annotation, molecular function: pectinesterase activity; enzyme inhibitor activity.